Messenger RNA from Paraglomus occultum, 2859 nucleotides. Lineage: Eukaryota; Fungi; Glomeromycota; Glomeromycetes; Paraglomerales; Paraglomeraceae. The record is from the annotation of a GenBank genome assembly.
AUGUCAUAUACUCUGGGAAUCAAGAGCAAGUUUCUUGACAAGCUUCGACGACUUCUCACCGUGAAUCCUGAUGCGAAUUCUGGCAUUCCAUUAACUGGAACUUAUCGUUUACCGUCUCCUGGUUCCCAGCCACCAACAUACAAACAUGCAAAGACGAAGCAUUCAGAUGUAGCGCAAAACUAUUAUUACACUCGCGAUACCAGGCGGAAUUAUCCUCAAACGGAAUUCUAUACUCAAAAUGACAUUGCCGGUUUGAUUGCGGCAACAAAUCUUAAAAGCAUUGCGAGCGGUAAAGAGGGUGAAUCAACACAGAUAGCCAAACUGCCAGAGAAGCUGUCAAUAACGGAAAUCAUAGCCUCAUCGCCAGAGGCCUUCUAUUCUGAAAACAAACUGCCACCUGUUCCAGGUAAAUCCAGGCACGAUUGGAAACAGUCCCCAGAACAAGAGAAAGCAGAUCCAGGUUCAGAGUCGGAGUCGGAGUCGGACGAUUCGCUGACUAGUGAUGAGGAGCUUUCGGAAGACUUAUCCGAAGAAGAAUCCGAAGAUGAAACCGAAAGACAACCCGCAACGACCGGAGCAAAAGGCCGAUUCUUACGCAACACUGCGGUAUCCGAUUCGGAUGAUUCAGCGGAUGAAGUAAAAAGGGUCGUAAAAUCGGCAAAGGACAAGAAAUUGGAGGAGAUCGAGACAUCCGUGCGUUCAAUUGAAAACGCGAUGAAGAUUAAUGACUGGGUUGUUAUCUCCACUGAAUUUGAUAAAUUGAAUAAAAUUUUGGCGAAAGGCCCUGUUAGCCCAAAAGGCCCGCCACGUCUUUAUAUAAAGACAAUUGCUGAACUUGAAGAUUUCCUGAACGAAUCAUUGCAAAAAGAAAAGGAUGCCAAAGAGAAAGAUGCCAAAAAGAAAAUGAACGCCAUUCAAGCCAAGGCCAUGGUUACCAUGAAACAAAGAAUUCGGAAGAAUAAUAGGUUAUACGAGGAUCAGAUUGCUAAAUGGAGAGAAGUAUACUUAAUAGAAGACACUCCGGAAAGCUUGUUUCGGCGAUUGAGAGAAGUGUUGGAGGCUAGGGGCAAAAAGAACACAGAUAGGCUUGAGCAAAUCAAGACACUUCAGAAACUCUUGGAAUUUGCUAAUACGCCGUAUCAAUCUAUCCGCGUUCUGCUCGUUUUAAUUCCUUGUCAAUUUGAUUACAACCCUAGUAUGACCGGUUAUACAUCUAUUGAAAUGUGGAAAAGUACCUUGAAGCAGAUAAAUCAGUUAUUAGCGAUUUUGGAAAAUAAUCCACAGUUUGUAAUACAUGAAGAUGUUGAUGAAGAAGAAGCUGACAAGGAACCAGUGCUUGAACCUGGCAAGACGUACGGAAUCCGUGGAUCUAUUGUCUCAUACAUUGAUCGUCUGGAUGAUGAAUUUACAAAAUCGCUACAGAAUAUUGACCCGCAUACAACGGAUUAUGUUGACCGAUUGAAGGAUGAGACUGAAUUGUAUUCUACGAUAGUGCGCGGACAGAUAUACUUUGAACAGCAUGGAUUGGAUGAUGGUACCAGUCGAGUUGUGAUGCGAAGAUUAGAACAUUUGUAUUAUAAGCCUGAUCAAGUAAUUCAAACUGUUGAAAGUUUGGUCGCAGAAGGUCUCCCUAACGAGUUAAGGUCGGAAAUUACUCCACCCUCAGUCACAAAUGAUUCGACUGACUUGAUACACGCACUCUGUGUAUAUCUAUAUAAGAAAGGCGAGUCUCUUCUACGCACGCGGGCUAUGCUGUGUCACAUAUACCAUCAUGCUCUUCAUAAUAGGUUCUAUACUGCACGUGAUAUGUUAUUGAUGUCACAUUUGCAAGAGACCAUCCAUCAAGCAGAUGUUGCAACCCAGACUCUACACAAUAGGACUAUGGUACAGGUCGGAUUAUGUGCAUUUCGUGAAGGAAUGAUUAAAGAGGCGCAGAGCUGUCUUCAGGAUAUUUGUGGAACUGGAAGGACAAAGGAACUACUAGCACAGGGCUUGCAAAUACAAAAAUACUCUCAACUUUCUCCCGAACAAGAAAAGUUGGAUAGACAGCGUCAACUACCAUUCCAUAUGCACAUCAAUCUAGAAUUACUAGAAUGUGCCUACUUAACGUGUUCUAUGCUAUUGGAGAUACCCAGUAUGGCUGCUGCGGGUUCUAAUCCGGAAGCAAAGAAGAAAAUAAUAAGUAAACCGUUCCGAAGAUUAUUAGACUACAAUGAGAGACAAGUUUUUAGUGGACCGCCCGAGAAUACAAGAGAUCAUAUAAUGGGAGCUGCCAAAGCACUUGCUGCAGGUGAAUGGCAGAAAUGCCAGGAACUUAUCUGUGCAAUAAAGAUAUGGGAUUUAAUGCCGGGAACAUCCAAAAUUAAGGAAAUGCUCUGUCGAAAAAUACAAGAAGAAGGCCUCCGUACAUAUCUCUUUACGUAUUCAGCCUAUUACUCUACUAUUGGGCUGGACCAGUUGGCAACUAUGUUUUCUCUACCGGGGAAUACGGUGACUUCAAUCGUAUCAAAAAUGAUCUGGAACGAGGAACUGGCUGCAUCAUUGAAUCAAGUAAACAAUGUCGUUGUGCUACAUCGAGUUGAACCUACCAAAGUUCAACAGCUAGCGCUGAUGUUUGCUGAAAAAGCGGUUGCAUUUGUUGAAGCUAAUGAGCGAGCUCUUGAACAAAAAGUGCAAAGUGGACUAGUUAAUCGUGAUCAGCGGCCCAAAGGUCAAUCCAACCAAACUCGUCAAAAUUCAGAAAAACAUACCGCAUAUCAAAAGGGUAGUGGACAACAACAACGAACUCGAAACAAUUUCAACAAUGUCUUGGGCAAUAGCGUGCGUGGUCGAGCACAGCAGAGUCGAUAUCGGGCAUAG